AAGCCGAGUACUUCAGAAGUUAUGGAUACAUCCCUUCAGAAUAGCGCUUCAGAUAAUGAGGCUCAAGAUUCUUCGAAACCUCCUGUUCAAACCGAUUCAAUUGCUGCGGUUCCUCGUGCUGUAAUUCUACCACCAUCAUCCACUCAUAAACUCGUUGUUGAACUUCAAGAGGAAGAGGAGGAUUAUGGAAGCGGAGAGGAAAUUUCUCUUGAUUCCAAUCUUCAAUUGGAAGUCAAAAAGACUCCUAAGAAGCCUGCACCUCAAAAAGACGUGGGUGUAACGAUUGAAGACCCCAUUCGUGUUAACCCAUCAAAGGGUGCAAAGUGCCCGGUCUCAAAUCUUGUUUACAUUCGUUAUCUCGUCCGUCCAUUUACGCAAGCUAGUCUAAAAUCUAUGUUGGAGAAAAAUUUUGGUGCAAUAACAGAACUCUGGCUUGAUCGCAUCAAAUCUUCGGCUAUUGCUCGAUUUGCGGACCAAGAAACCGCUGAACCUGUAAAAAAUUUAGAUGAAUUGUUCAGAAAAACUGAGGCUGCGCCUGUGAUCUACUGGCUACCCUUAUCAAACGAAGCAGUAAGUCUACUUGUUGGUUUCAAACUGUCUAAUUUAUCUUCUUUAUACAGAGCUUACUAA
Molecule: messenger RNA, 630 nt
Organism: Rodentolepis nana
Lineage: Eukaryota; Metazoa; Platyhelminthes; Cestoda; Cyclophyllidea; Hymenolepididae
Source: the annotation of a GenBank genome assembly